Molecule: messenger RNA, 630 nt
Organism: Funneliformis mosseae
Lineage: Eukaryota; Fungi; Glomeromycota; Glomeromycetes; Glomerales; Glomeraceae
Source: the annotation of a GenBank genome assembly
AUGUACUCUAGAGAUUCGGACACGUACAAAUCUACUUCCUCAUACUCGGUAAGGCAGACUGACAGUUCAAAAUUAUCAGAACGAGAUGAUCCCGAAAAUUCGGCGUACGCGGACUCUUCUCCAAGCAACAAUGAAUAUGAAAGUCAACGUGCUGUUGGUGGUGACAUUUUAAACGCAGACAGUCAAUCCCCAAUUAAACGCGAGGACAUUGAUGUAGAUAUAACCGGCGAUGAGCCAUCAGAAGACCAACCAUCCCCACUCAAAUUUGACGACCAAUUCGGCGAAGUGGUUGAUGAGGAAAGAGAUAAAAUACAGAGAUUAAAUAUGCGUCACCCACAUUCUUCGACUGCGGUUAGGGAUUAUUUGAAUAAGACCGUAGUACCUAAUUUAUUGUCAGGAAUGAAGAAAAUGGUUCGCGAAAGACCACAGAAUCCUUGUGAAUUUCUAGGACGAUAUUUGAUCGAACAUUGUGAACAUGAUCAUAAUCUUAAAGAGGAAAAUCAUAAUACAGAACUUCGGAUUAAACAAGAAGAUACUGAUUAUUCACCGCGUGGUCGGCAAAAACGGAGAAGAGGAAGUGGUUCAAGCAUAGAUAAUGUCGGUGAUAUGGAUGUAGAUAAUGAUGUUUGA